Gadus morhua (Atlantic cod) is the source of this 1010-nucleotide messenger RNA. RefSeq names its product small integral membrane protein 19 (gene smim19). Bases 151 to 459 code for a protein of 102 amino acids. NCBI's taxonomy places the organism in Eukaryota, Metazoa, Chordata, Actinopteri, Gadiformes, Gadidae. The record is from RefSeq and is a predicted model, not a curated record. The transcript has 4 exons.
CAGCAUCCGCACCACACGAAACACGGAAGUCACACGGAACUUGGAAGUCAUCGUCAUCGUUGUGUUUGUAUUGCUGCUGUUGUGCACAAAGCGAUCGGAUCCAGUACGAUCCAGCAGAUGCACAAUAACGCUCCCGUUUAAUAACCGGAGAUGGGCGGUCACGGCCUGAUGGGGGACGAGCCCGAGUCCCUGGACUACUCGGUCCAUGAGGCCUGGAACGAGGCCACCAACGUGUACCUGCUGGUCGUCCUGGUCAGCUUCGGCCUGCUCAUGUACGCAAGGAAAAACAAGAGGAAGAUCAUGCGCAUCUUCACUUUGCCUCCCGCCAGCACCCCAGAGCCCAACUUCUACGACAGCCUGCAGAAGGUCCGUCUGCGGCAGCAGCUGGAGAUGUACUCUCUGUCCAGGAAGUUCGAGCAGCCGGGCCAGACGGAGAGCGUCCAGCUCUCCAUGGAAUGAGACCAGAGAGCGCUGUCCAGCUGUCCCCCGAGCAGGUCACCGCAUAGGGGUUGUGAAGUUGACCCCAAUGUCGACCGCUAUGGGGAGCCCUCCUUGUUUGGAGCUCUCUAAAAGGGUUGGUUCUGUACCACAAGAGAGCGCCCGUCAGGACGUAGAACAAUGCUUCCCCCCCCAUCCCUUCCUCGACCAGCUCAGGUUACGGGGAAUUGUUGCUGCGUGCCGGCUCUCCAUGUGGCCGUAGCGGGGGGGGGUAGGUGGUUUCCGUUUGCUGUGUGGUGCGUAGUGAUGGUGUGAGGGCGAUGUCUAGGCUCCCCUUCAGUGGAGGGUCAUCCCAUAACUGGCAUUCCUGUGUUUCAUCUGCAUUUUUAAGGAUCUGCUUCGUAUCGUUGUUGCAUAUUAUUUUUUGCGAUUAAGCCCUUUUUUGGGUUUUAAAAUAUUCUGUAUAUACAAAGUCAUUGUUUCCUAUAAUACUGUUGUCUUGCGUGAUUGGAUAUGUAAAUUGGCUUUGAGUAAAACAAUUUGAAGAUGGUGUAUUAAAACUAAUGAUUCAA